This is a messenger RNA of Cavia porcellus (domestic guinea pig), 4255 nucleotides long. It is a transcript of the gene Atp6v1a, whose product is annotated as ATPase H+ transporting V1 subunit A. The transcript has 15 exons. Gene Ontology annotation, molecular function: ATP hydrolysis activity; ATP binding; proton-transporting ATPase activity, rotational mechanism. Gene Ontology annotation, cellular component: lysosomal membrane; proton-transporting V-type ATPase, V1 domain. NCBI's taxonomy places the organism in Eukaryota, Metazoa, Chordata, Mammalia, Rodentia, Caviidae. The record is from RefSeq and is a predicted model, not a curated record. The coding region runs from base 186 to 2039 and encodes 617 amino acids. Gene Ontology annotation, biological process: ATP metabolic process; proton transmembrane transport.
CUAACAUUCAAGUCCAUUAGACGCCGCGCGCCGCCAUGGGGGAGGCGGGGCGGAGCUCGAGGUCACGUGUCUAGUCAGAACCGCCCCCCUGCAGCAGAAGACUUCUCCUCCCACGGUGACAGAGCGUCGGGGUCGGUGGUGGGAACAGUUUCUGCUCUUUCAAGCCCAUCAGGUAAAUUAACACUAUGGAUUUCUCCAAGCUACCCAAAAUACUUGAUGAAGAGAGAGAGAGCACAUUUGGUUAUGUGCAUGGGGUCUCAGGACCCGUUGUUACAGCCUGUGACAUGGCAGGUGCAGCCAUGUAUGAGCUGGUGCGAGUGGGCCACAGUGAGUUGGUUGGAGAGAUUAUUCGGUUGGAAGGUGACAUGGCUACUAUUCAGGUGUAUGAAGAAACCUCUGGUGUAUCUGUUGGAGACCCUGUACUCCGUACCGGUAAACCUCUUUCAGUAGAGCUUGGUCCUGGCAUUAUGGGAGCCAUUUUUGAUGGUAUUCAAAGGCCUUUGUCGGAUAUCAGCAAUCAGACCCAGAGUAUCUACAUCCCAAGAGGAGUAAAUGUGUCUGCCCUUAGCAGAGAUAUCAAAUGGGAUUUUACACCAUGCAAAAACUUACGGGUUGGCAGUCAUAUCACUGGAGGAGAUAUUUAUGGAAUUGUUAAUGAGAACUCACUCAUCAAACACAAAAUCAUGUUACCUCCACGAAACAGGGGGACUGUAACUUACAUUGCUCCACCUGGGAAUUAUGAUACCUCUGAUGUAGUCUUGGAGCUUGAAUUUGAAGGUGUAAAGGAGAAGUUCAACAUGGUCCAAAUAUGGCCCGUGCGUCAAGUUCGGCCUGUCACUGAGAAGCUGCCAGCCAAUCAUCCUUUGCUCACUGGCCAGCGAGUCUUGGAUGCCCUUUUUCCGUGUGUACAGGGAGGGACAACUGCUAUCCCUGGGGCUUUUGGCUGUGGGAAGACAGUAAUAUCACAGUCUCUGUCCAAGUAUUCUAACAGUGAUGUGAUCAUCUAUGUAGGAUGUGGUGAAAGAGGAAACGAGAUGUCUGAAGUUCUCCGGGACUUCCCAGAGCUCACUAUGGAAGUUGAUGGUAAGGUAGAGUCAAUUAUGAAGAGGACAGCAUUGGUAGCCAAUACCUCCAAUAUGCCUGUUGCUGCUAGAGAAGCCUCUAUUUAUACUGGAAUUACACUGUCAGAAUAUUUCCGUGACAUGGGUUACCAUGUCAGUAUGAUGGCUGACUCCACCUCUAGAUGGGCUGAGGCCCUUAGAGAAAUUUCUGGUCGCUUAGCAGAAAUGCCUGCAGAUAGUGGAUAUCCUGCAUAUCUUGGUGCCCGUCUGGCCUCUUUCUAUGAGCGAGCAGGCAGAGUGAAGUGUCUUGGAAAUCCUGAAAGAGAAGGGAGUGUCAGCAUUGUAGGAGCAGUUUCUCCACCUGGUGGUGAUUUUUCUGAUCCAGUUACAUCUGCUACUCUUGGUAUUGUUCAGGUGUUUUGGGGCUUAGAUAAGAAACUGGCUCAACGUAAGCAUUUUCCCUCGGUCAACUGGCUCAUCAGCUACAGCAAAUACAUGCGGGCGUUGGAUGAGUACUAUGACAAACACUUCACAGAGUUUGUUCCUCUGAGGACCAAAGCGAAGGAAAUUCUGCAGGAAGAAGAAGACCUGGCAGAAAUUGUACAGCUUGUAGGAAAGGCUUCAUUAGCAGAAACAGAUAAAAUCACUUUGGAGGUAGCAAAACUUAUCAAAGAUGACUUUCUGCAACAAAAUGGGUAUACUCCUUAUGACAGGUUCUGCCCAUUCUAUAAGACAGUAGGGAUGCUAUCCAACAUGAUUGCAUUUUAUGAUAUGGCUCGCAGAGCUGUGGAGACCACUGCCCAGAGUGACAGUAAAAUCACAUGGUCCAUUAUCCGUGAGCACAUGGGGGAGAUCCUCUACAAACUUUCCUCCAUGAAAUUCAAGGAUCCGGUGAAAGAUGGUGAGGCAAAGAUCAAAGCUGACUAUGCACAACUUCUUGAAGAUAUGCAGAAUGCAUUCCGUAGCCUUGAAGAUUAGAGCUGUGAUUUCUUUUCUCCUUUUCUUCAGCAAACUCAUACGUGUAUAUUUUUGUCAAUUUCUCAUCUCAGAUGCUUUAUUGUGCAGCUUUGAGACUAGUGCUGUGUGUGUUAUUGUUUUGCUGUUUAUUUGGUAGGUCUUCUCUAAAACAAACAUUCCUGUGUUGCACUGUUUGACGGGCCUCCCUGAUCCUUUUUUCCUGAAGUGGUGAAUGUGUAAAUAAUGAUAUGCAAUGGCUAUACUACUAUAAAUGUGUAUGGAGGGUGGAGCCCUCCUUUGUCCUAGGUUUUCUCUUUCCUCAGUCUCCAUUAAAUGGUAAACAGGACUACUGCAUGUGCACUCUUUGCAAUGAAUUUGGAAUGGAAGGCCUGAUUUCUAAACCUUUUGACAGGUACUUUGUGAAACAACUCAGUAUCUAUGUGGUAAGGCCAUGUGUAACUUAGCAUUUUGCUAAGUAAUCUUGCAGGAAAUACUUUUUAAAAAGUAAGUGAUUAAUGUUCCAAUUAUGCAUUGCUUUUCCAUUAUAAAUCAAGACUAUUUAUGGGAAACUGUUGGGAACUAUGCUGUUCUAAGGCAGUCAUUUUUAGGGCUCACCAGAAUUGAUGAAUCAGUACCCUCUAAAAAAGUGGGGAAAAAGAGCCAGAUAGUCAAACUUAGAUUAACAUCAUUUUUUAAAGUAGAAAACAUUCAGUAUCAAGGACUAUGGUAUACUUCAUUACUAGAAAAUCCUUUUUAAAAAUAUAAUUAAAAAAUCAUCAAAAACUUGAUCCACAUCAUAUCUCUUUCUUUUCCUCAAACAUCAUAUAAGCCUAAGCUGCUGAGAAGCAUGUUGCAGUGGGAUAGGCAGUAAAAUGCCACUGAGAAGAUACAUAGUUCUAGUAGUCUAAGGUUGUUUGCCUGGAAGAACCAGGUGAGCUGUGGCAAUUCUUGGGGCCAGAGUGGCGUGCUGUUACAAAGUAUUGACAUGUGUCACAUCUUUGCAUGUUUGUUUGCUUGUAGAAUUUUUAAACAACUGAUUUAUCAGUUGUAGAAAUUUUUAUUUUCGUGUAGUUUUUCAUUCAUUGUCUCACAAUUUCUCAGACUAUCUCUGGCUAUAGCAGCAUAAUAGUCUCCAUUCCAUUUAAUGGGAAUGAAAUUAAUACUUACAUUGAUUGGUAUUAGGAUCCGGGUCAUGUGAAAAAAAGAUCAUUUCACCCUGUCUUUUCAAUAUAUGUUUAAAAAUAAUAAGGCACACUUAGAGAGUAGCUCUAAGAUCAAGUUUCCUAUUAAGUCUUUUGAUGGACAUUGCUGGCACUAUUGCAUCCUCUUUAGAUAGAGGAAAGAAUAUGUGAACAUGUCUAACAGUCUCAAAUACACAAAUGUAAUAGCAUAAAUAAAAGUAUUUAUUUUAUGCCUCAGAUAUUAUUUAAAUUUUUAUGUAAUACUUUCUUUGGGUGAUAUAAAGAAAGGUGCAGUCAGUAGAGAAGUCAGAGUUUUAUGGCAGUUCUUGCACUUUGCAUGUUUUUACAGUGGACUCCUAUUCAGGAAAGAUAUUCUUCUGUAACUUGUUUUUUAACCUUUCAGAAUACUGACAGAUAAAAAUUAUGCAGUGAUUUGUUGAGAUGUAGACCUAAUGGUGCUGCUUAAUCAAUUUGCUUCCAAGGAGACCACUUCUUUUCUAGAGGCCCUGAGACUAGUGAAGUGAAAAGGAUUUGAAAAACUUGCUUUUCCUACUUUAAACUUACCAACAAACAAAGAUUAUGGUCAUAAUGAAUGAUAUGAAGAAACUAAUUGACCAAGUUUAUUUUUCAUUGUUCUGAAUUUGAGAUGUAUAUUUUUACUUCUUUUAAGAAUGUUGAUGUAUGAAUGUGAAGAUGCUAGAGAAACUGUGCUCAGAACAUUGUGUCCCUUCAUCUGUAUGUUGUAGAAUUUCAGGUUGGCAAUUGAUAAUAUUUCUGUAGAAAGAAUGUGUUAACGUUACAAGCAAUCUUUCAAAAAGAUUAUGCAGUUCUCUAUUUAUUGUGCUGUGCCUGCCCCUAAGUGCAGCCAGUGAAGCAAGUUUCAUAUGUAUUUUUCCAGUGUUAAAUCUCACACUCUGUACUCUUCGGAAAUUUCCUUCCAUCCUGAAGAUCAAAUAGAAGAAGCCAUAUAUAUUGGCUCCUCACCUUUGAGAUUUCAUUCUCUUUAUGUUAAAAGAUGUAUAAAAUUAUUAAAAAUCUAUGAAAGAAUAAAAUGAA